Molecule: messenger RNA, 5076 nt
Organism: Physeter macrocephalus (sperm whale)
Lineage: Eukaryota; Metazoa; Chordata; Mammalia; Artiodactyla; Physeteridae
Gene: TXLNA
Product: taxilin alpha
Exons: 11
Coding region: 358-2043 (561 amino acids)
Molecular function (GO): syntaxin binding
Source: RefSeq, a predicted model, not a curated record
CGAGGCUGACGUGAGUAUUUGUGCAGAAUGACUGGCUCCUUUCGGACCUCCUGGGUCUGCGGCUCCGAGGACUAAAAACCCUAUUGCAUCUUGGGAGUUGGGGUCAGCCCCAGUGCAUGGAGGGAAGCGUAGUCCUUUCCCUCCGCUGCCUUCCCAACUCACCCGCCUCGCAGGCCGCCUUCGCCCCAUCGUUCCCAGCAAGCCCCGCGCGAGCGCCGGCUAUUGAUUGGCUGCAGCGCUAGCAGGAGGCUCUGCCGGCAGCAGUUAUCCAGGGUUUCCGGUACGAGGGCAGAGCGGGCGAAGCCGUCAGGGCGUCGGUGGUGAGGAUCUGCUCCUAACCUAACAUUGCAAACCACAAUGAAGAACCAAGACAAAAAGAAUGGGGCUGCCAAGCAAUCAGGCAACACUUCCAACCCAAAAAACACCCCGGGUCAACCGGAAGCUGGACCCGAGGGAGCCCAGGGGCGGCCCAGCCAGUCGGCUCCUGCGACAGAAGCUGAAGGUUCCACCAUCCAGGCUCCAGGGAAGGCUGAGGGAGCACAAGCCAAAACUGUUCAGUCUGGGGCCCUCCAGGAUGUCUCUGAGGAGCUGAGCCGCCAGUUGGAAGACAUCCUCAGUACAUACUGUGUUGACAACAAUCAGGGGGGCCCAGGCGAGGAUGGGGCACAGGGUGAGCCUGCUGAACCCGAAGAUGCAGAGAAGUCCCGGACCUACGCCUCGAGGAAUGGGGAGCCCGAGCCAGAGACCCCAGUAGUCAAUGGUGAGAAGGAGACUUCCAAGGGGGAGCCGGGCACAGACGAGAGCCGGGCAAGUGACGAGGUUGUAGACCGAGACCACCGAAGGCCACAGGAGAAGAAGAAAGCCAAGGGUCUGGGAAAGGAGAUCACGUUACUGAUGCAGACGUUGAACACGCUGAGUACCCCAGAGGAGAAGCUCGCGGCUCUGUGCAAGAAGUAUGCUGAGCUGCUGGAGGAGCACCGGAACUCCCAGAAGCAGAUGAAGCUCCUGCAGAAGAAGCAGAGCCAGCUGGUGCAGGAGAAGGACCACCUGCGUGGCGAGCACAGCAAGGCUGUCCUGGCCCGCAGCAAGCUUGAGAGCCUGUGCCGAGAGCUGCAGCGCCACAACCGCUCCCUCAAGGAAGAAGGCGUGCAGCGGGCCCGGGAGGAGGAGGAGAAACGCAAGGAGGUGACCUCGCACUUCCAGGUGACACUGAAUGACAUCCAGCUGCAGAUGGAACAGCACAAUGAGCGCAAUUCCAAGCUGCGCCAGGAGAAUGUGGAGCUGGCGGAGAGGCUCAAGAAGCUGAUUGAGCAGUACGAGCUACGGGAGGAGCACAUUGACAAAGUCUUCAAACACAAGGACCUACAGCAGCAGCUGGUGGACGCCAAGCUCCAGCAGGCCCAGGAGAUGCUGAAGGAGGCAGAGGAGAGGCACCAGCGGGAGAAGGAUUUUCUCCUCAAAGAGGCUGUGGAGUCCCAGAGGAUGUGCGAGCUGAUGAAGCAGCAGGAGACCCACCUGAAACAGCAGCUUGCCCUAUACACGGAGAAGUUUGAAGAGUUCCAGAAUACUCUUUCCAAAAGCAGUGAGGUGUUCACCACAUUCAAACAGGAGAUGGAAAAGAUGACCAAGAAGAUCAAGAAGCUGGAAAAAGAAACCACCAUGUACCGGUCCCGGUGGGAGAGCAGCAACAAGGCCUUGCUUGAGAUGGCCGAGGAGAAAACACUCCGGGACAAAGAGCUGGAGGGCCUGCAGGUGAAAAUACAGCGGCUGGAGAAGCUGUGUCGGGCACUGCAGUCAGAGCGCAAUGACCUGAACAAGAGGGUGCAGGACCUAAGUGCUGGAGGCCAGGCUCCCCUCACUGACAGCGGCCCUGAGCGAAGGCCAGAGGCUGCCAUUACCUCCAAGGAACAGGGUGGCGAGGGGCCCAGGGUCCAAGCACCUAGCUCCCCAAGGGUCACAGAAGCUCCUUGCUGCCCGGGAGCACCAAGCAUGGAAGCAUCAGGCCAAACUGGGCCCCAGGAACCCGCCUCCAUCACUGCCUAGGGAGCUGGGAAGGGAGCGAGCAGCCCAGCCAGGCCUGGCCCAUGUGAGGCUCCCGCCGCUGAGGCCCAGGGUGCUGUGACCUGGCUGGCAUCUGACUCUUUGCAGUUUUGGAUUUUGUGGGUCGUUUUUGCGUACAUAUGGCAUAUGUGCAAGGCCUCAUACAUUUAUAUCUGUAAGUGUAAAACGGGCUUGCAUCGGAGGUGGGGGUGUGUACAGAUGAAGUCAGUGGCUCUUCUGUGAGCUGAAGAGUCUUAAAGUGGAGUUGUCGUCUGUGGCUGCCGUCACAGUAAGCUGGCAGGAGAAGUGAUUUGAGCGUUUCCCUGCCCAAUUUGAGGCUCAGCCCCUCCCUCCCUGCUACCUUCAGGGCUCAUGACAGGUGACAUGCCCAGGCCAUGACUGUGUUCUCCUGUUAGCGGGACUUGGGCAGCUCUGGCUCUCCUAGCUCUCCUGGAAGCUCCUUUGCUUCUCUUAACCUGGAAAAGGGGUCACCAGGCAGAGCAUUGACAAGGCACUCAGAGCCAGCGAUCAGACUGCUUCCCUACCUAGGACAAGGGACCUGGAGCAUGUUCUGUGUGGGAUGAUGUGCUGGUAGGGAGCCCCUCAGCUUCCCCUGUGCUCCGGUAGUGCCAGGACCAGGCCAAUGAUGCUUCGCAGUAGCCUUAUCAUUCACAGGUGCCUCUCUAGCCUGCACAGAUGAUUGACAAGAGAUCACCAAAAGGAUUCUUUCUGAAGGUUUUUCGGUUUUGUUCUGUUUCCUUUGUUUUUGUUUUUGUUUUGCACAUGACAUUGUUUGUUUUGAGGAUCUUCUGAGGAAGAAGGGGUGCUAUGGUGGUGGCGCCUGGGUUCCUGGCCUCCAGUGCCUCACCCCCUCACCACCCCACCUGGCACCUUUGCCAUGUUGGUGCUCAGGUUUCCUGCUUGAUGAAGUCAGAUUGUUUGUUUAUAGUGAGAGAAAGGAAAGGGCUUCUGAUGGCUUUGUCACAAGCUUACAAUCCUGGGAGGCCACUGCUGAUGCCACCACCACUGUCUCCAUGCAGCAGUUGCUGGGCACCGGGUCCAACUGUCCCUUUGGCUUCAUGAGUCUGUUUCUGCUUCCUGCACCCACACCACCAAUGUGCAUUCUUUUGAGGUUUGCUGUGAUUUUGUUGCCCAAGUAGUAAGAGCCGUGAUGUGUCCCUCUUGAAUCCCACUUCUUCCUGUGUGGGACCCCCCAGCUCUUGUCUGACAGCUAAUGGAUAAGAAUGAGACUCAGCCAUUGACUGAGCCCCAGAAUUCCACAAAAUGGCUGCAGAUAGUUGUGUCUGUUUUCUUCUCUACCCCCACUCCCACCCCUCAUACGUGCUACUCUAUACUCUGGGAGUCCUGCUGGUGGCAAACCUGCCAGUUUAUUAGUCAAUCUUUGUACAGAACAGUGUUCUGGAACAGCAGAAUGAGUCUUGGAUCAGGAAGCAGGGCUACGCUGCGUUUGGGGUCCUAUAACCCCGUCUCCAGCUGGGCCUCAGCUUCAGUGUAGCUGAGGGAGCCAGAGACCAAGAUGGAUCGGAGGGUUGAGUUUUUGCUUCUUGCUGUAUUUCCCUGAAGUUAAUUCAUUAUCUUAUAAGUCCCUUCAUCUUCCACAGAUAGCCUGCUCUUUUCAGCCCUUAACUUAAAUCCCUCAGAUAAUUAGGUUCAUGAAGAGUGUUAAGUACUCCUGAAUUAUGUUAGGACUUAGACCAGAGAUGGCAAAUUAAUGGCACAGCAUUUCCCCUCUUCCCCCCAUGGUAGGUACCACUAAUCUGCUUCGGAGUAUUUCCUGCUAAAUCCCUGGUAUAUCCUCAUUUCUCGAUUCCCCCAGCAACCAGUAUGAGUGUUGAGGCCUCUUUGCCAUCCCUGGCUGAGAUACUACUCUGCUGAGGAACAUAAGAGCUGCCAACCCCAUACGGGGUUUGCUGGGCUAAGGAAGUACAGAGAAGAAACAGAAGUUUCUGCCUGCCCCCUUCAAAACGAGCAGGAAGGCCUGCGGUGACCCACAUGAUGCCUGCCCCACUUCAGCUACCUCUUAAAGCCCAUAGUGUUGGUGGGGAGGGGACUGUUGGAGCCCAGUGUGGUGUGGGAAAUUAUAGCCCUCAGAAACCAAGGCUAGCUGCUGAGGAUCUACAGUGAGCAAGGUGGCCCCAGCUGUGCAGGGUAGAACCUCUGCUCUCACCUCCAGCCGCCUGUCUCUAGGCAUCCAGGCUAGGCUAUAAUUUGGGGAUCCCAUUCUUCUUCCUGUCCGUUGACCAAAUCUUAACCGAUCACUACAGCUGCUCUGCUUGCUCUGCUUUCCAAAGUCAGCCCAGCUUCCUGGGUGCUGCCCACACCGGCCAGGGUCCUGGGCCAGAAGAAGAGGUGGCCUAUCCAUGAGUGAAGACCAGUUCCUUCCUCCCUGGGGCAGGUCUCAUGCCCAUGACCUCAGUUUUAGGACCAAGAGCUGUGUUGGUUUCUUAGAUUGCUAGCUUUUCCUCCAGGGGACCACAGCAGGUGAGGCUCUGCUGACAGUAAUUUGUGCUCAGGGUCUUGUCCAGCUGAGAGCUUCAUGUACGCCAGAUUCUGAGAGGUGUCAGCAGCACUUUUAAAAAAUUUUGUUUUCCGUGAGGUUUUUGGACCAUGGGCUGCGCUCAGGCACUUUCUAUAAGAGAAUGUUAUGUCUGUAAAAAUGGUUAUUUCCCCUCCUCCACCCCCCACCCUGGUGGCCCUUUGGAGGGCUGACCAAAAGGCCAGUGGAGCUGCCCUGGUGUCUGUGGGGGAGGGCCGAGGCCUGCUGAGUUGGUUCUCCAGCCCUCCCACCUUGCACAGCACAGAGGAGGUCAUCCUAGGGACAUCCAGGCACCCGCCUGGGGGAAGGGUGCUGCCUUCUGUCCCUGUAACUGCUUCCCUUAUGGCCCAACCUGGCUGUCCAGAUUUGUUUGGAGCUGUGCUGACAGCUUUUUUUGUCUCCGUUUGGUAUUCACAACAGCCAGGGACUUGAUUUUGAUGUAUUUUAAAACCACAUUAAAUAAAGAGUCUGUUGCCUUA